AUGAACAACAUUCUUGGCUGCAUGUAUCUUUUUGCAUUUGUCGCGACCUCAUUGGCGGUGGUAAUAAUGGUGGAUUUAAUGUUAUAUAUAAAUCACUGCUCUCAAGAAAACUCGGGAAAAUGUCAUCUGCUAAGGAACUUGCGAAAAGUAAAUGCGGCAUUCGCACCCUUCUGGCAAUUCUAUUAUGUUGUAGCGGAAGCAAUUUUUUGCUUGACUCUAGUGCGAAUGUUAAAAGGAAUCAAUAACAGAGACGUGAAAUUCAUUCGAUAUACUCGUUUUCAGACUUAUCCUUUUUUCACUGAUAUUGUUCAGUUUUUCGCAUUCACCGUCUAUAACAUGUCACAAUUUGGUGUUUCGAUACCGUGCGUGUUUCGUGAGUUACCACAUGAUGGUGAAAUUGCUCCUGAUCCUCAUCAAUCAUCGCAAUAUGACACUUUUCCCGCGCACUUAUCAUUGUUUAAUUCCGCGUCGCCGCCACUUACGACAAAUUCUUUCGGAUAUAGAAAUCGUACAUCACCAAUAAAACCAACCGAGAAUUUUCAGUUAUCUGAUAUUAGAUACGACACCUCAAAAUUACAUGAAUUCAGUAAUAAACCACAUUAUUAUGAUAAUUAUGCUUCUGGAAGCAGUAAUAAUUACUAUUACAUUGAAUCUAUUGAAUCUUCACCAAAAGCAGUGUUAAAAAAUCGUGAUUCUGAAAAUGAUCAAUCAUGA
This is a messenger RNA of Ambispora gerdemannii, 714 nucleotides long. NCBI's taxonomy places the organism in Eukaryota, Fungi, Glomeromycota, Glomeromycetes, Archaeosporales, Ambisporaceae. The record is from the annotation of a GenBank genome assembly.